AUGCAAAAAUUCAUUGACAAAGUUAAGCAACAAAAUGUCCAAGGAAACAAUUCUACUACCAAUGAACUUUUACCGGCCAAAAGGAUCCAGUUUAAUAAUAUACUGGGGAAAAAAAAAAUAGAAGAAGAGAAAGCAGAGUAUGCUAAGCAAUUAAAAGUUGUUAAGGAGUAUUACCGUACUAAAUUGAAAAAACGAGCAUUUUAUGCAAUUCUGAAUGAAUAUUAUAAACUACAAAGCCUUCUCUGUGUUUUUAAGUUUAGUGAUAUUCGAAGAAAGAGGAAACUAGUUUUUAUAUCCUUUCUAAAAAAUAAAUGUUCAAGUAAGUUGACAAAGUGUGUUACAAAGUCGAUCACCCAUUUCUUGGAUGCGAAACAAAGAAAAAUGCUAAAAUCCCGCUUCUUCAAAAUUCUUAAAAAUAAAUUUUUGAUCACAAAAGGAGUAUACUUAAAAAUAAAAAAAAAGAGAAUUCAUAAAGUUAUAAGGAGCUCAUUUUACAAAUGGUUGCACUUAACUGUAAAUAUUAUAGAAAAUAAAUUUGAAAAUGCACGUGGUUAUUACAUGUUAAGAAAAAAGAAAAGAUCUUUUUAUUUAUGGCAACGAAAAAUAAAGGAUGACAAAUUUUUUAAAAGUAUAGACAUGAUUUUUUUCAAAUUGGAGACAAUUGCAUCUUCUUGGACAAAAAAAUGA
Molecule: messenger RNA, 687 nt
Organism: Plasmodium gonderi
Lineage: Eukaryota; Apicomplexa; Aconoidasida; Haemosporida; Plasmodiidae
Product: conserved Plasmodium protein, unknown function
Exons: 4
Coding region: 1-687 (228 amino acids)
Source: RefSeq, a predicted model, not a curated record